Messenger RNA from Pocillopora verrucosa, 1225 nucleotides. Its product is annotated as TGF-beta receptor type-2-like. Gene Ontology annotation, molecular function: ATP binding; transforming growth factor beta binding; SMAD binding. Gene Ontology annotation, biological process: cellular response to growth factor stimulus; transforming growth factor beta receptor signaling pathway; protein phosphorylation. NCBI's taxonomy places the organism in Eukaryota, Metazoa, Cnidaria, Anthozoa, Scleractinia, Pocilloporidae. Gene Ontology annotation, cellular component: plasma membrane; signaling receptor complex. The record is from RefSeq and is a predicted model, not a curated record.
AUGUCGUGGUGGAAUCUUACUCAUCCAAAAGUUUUAUCAAGAAAGAAAGAGGAAAGAAAGCCAGAACCUGAGAUACAAAAGAAAUCAAGUAAAGACACCUCUACAAUAACGUGGAUCAGUGUCACUGCCGUGCUGAUAUCAGUUCUUUUCGCAGGGCUGAUAAAUCGCCUUCGUAAAUGUAACCAUUCUGUGGAUUCAAAGUUAUCAGACCAGGUUGAAAUUUCCUCUGUGACCGGACUGGAUGCUCAAAGAACUAUGACAGAUGUGGGAGAGAGAGGGCUUGUAAGCUUAGAGAAAGUGUUGUCCCAAGGAAGAUAUUCUACUGUUUGGAAGGGUCGCAUUAAAGAACAGCCUGUUGCUGUCAAGGUUUAUCUAGAGGCAACCAAAUUGUCCUGGCAGAAAGAGCGUGUCAUCUACGAGUUAUUAUCUGGAGAUCAUCCAAAUAUUUCUAAGCUAAUUUACAAUGAAUUUCUGGGAGGAAAAGAUGAACCACUUUGGUUAGCCAUAGAUUAUUGCGAGAAUGGUUCACUUCGAGAAUACCUGCUGAAGAAAACACUGAGUUGGAAUGAAGCAAUCUUCUUGGCCAGCGGUAUAACAAACGGAGUUGCCUUUCUUCAAUCGGAAAGCUUUCCCGAUGGUCGCGCGAAAGUUGCUGUCGCCCAUCGGGAUUUAAAAAGCACGAACAUUUUGGUGAGGAAAGAUGGAACCAGCGUUAUCUCCGACUUUGGCUUGGCUUUGUCUCUGGGUUGUAUCGAAGAUGGAAGCGAAAAGAUGCAAGUUGGCACAUACAGGUACAUGUCCCCUGAGGAACUGUUAACCACGGUUGACCUGGACAGCACAGAAACCUUUAAACAAAUGGAUGUCUAUUCUAUGGCACUGGUGCUUUGGGAGAUUGUUUCACGGUGCGCAGUUGCAGAUCAUAGCCCAGGUUCCUAUAAGCUACCGUUUGGGGAAGUGGUUGAUUCCGAUGCAACAUUGAGUGUUAUGGUUGAAGUUGUUGCCCUAAAGCAGUGCAGGCCACAAUUUCCAUGCACUAGCCACGAGGGAUUAAAAAUGUUCUGUCAGACAGUACAAGAAUGUUGGGAUCCAGACCCCGAGGCUCGUCUCACGGCAGACUGUGCUCUAAUGAGACUCAAGGAACUGCUAACGAUGGCACAUGCGCCGUGAUAAAGGUUGUGAUGAACCUGAAACGUUCAGGCGAGCCCAAUUUUGCUCCUGGACAAGU